UGGCAACACUGGUCGAAGGAAGGUGUUUGGAAAUGUUCGAUAUUUUGUGGAAAUUCUGAGACCUGAAUGAAAAGAGCCAUGCUUUAGGGCGUCAAUAAAAGGAUUUCCCAGCACAGCAGCUCCUUGGCAGCGCGUGAAAAUCGAGUCGAGUGAAAAUCGAAUCAGUUGACACAAUCCAAUUAAAUUCGAACUGCGAUUUGCAGGAGAAGAUGUGUCUAUACCACAUAUCUGUGUAUCUGUGUGCGAGGUGGCCUCUGGCUGUGUGCGUGUGGGUGUGAGUGAGUGUUAGUGUGUGGGUGUGUGGGCACACUGGAAAGAAUCAAUAAAGGAUGUGCUGCGGAUUGCUGAGCGAGAAAAAAGGACGAAAAGUGCUUGCCAGAGCGAAUUACAGUUAACUUUUGGCACGAAUAACGGUUUAACAAAGCCCAGCGAGAGAACAUUUCAAAACAAAACGAACGAGUGUGUUAAUUAGCAAAUUAGCGAGUGGGUGGCCGCAGGAUUUUCCACAGGACCCUCCUCCAUAUAUUUUGGAUUCCUGCACAUUGACAAGAUGAUGAUGAGAUACUGCCUGAUAAUUGCAUUGCAGCUGUCGCUGGCAUACUCCGUGGAGGUGCACUUCGAGGCGCCGGACAGCGGCUUCUUCCUGAAGCACGCCCGCCAACCACCUGUGACGCCGGAGAUCGCCAAUGUGCAGACAUCGUCGGCGGUGCCGCCACUCCGCCAAAGAUCCUCCUACGAUUCCGUGCUAUCCCUGGACCGAUUCACCGUGGUGGAGACCACCCAGCCGGUGUCCAUACGCGCCAGCUACGGACCCUUCUCCACCAAGCAGACGGUGCCAGCCCGCUACAUUGUGCCGGACACAAUGGACAGCCAGUCGGGCGAUUACAUGAGCAAUGCCACGCUUCUCGAGCUCCAGCAGCCCAACAUGCACCUGGACAUCUCGGCCCAUUUGGUGCGCUCCAGCGUCUCGCAGGAUGCCCCCGUGCUGCGUGUGCUGUUCCAUGCCGGAGCCGAUCCUGGUGGCCACUUGCAGCGCCAAAAGGUCUGCGUACUGCUGCACGUGGCCAUGGGCUCGGAGCAGCCGCUCAAGGGACGCUGCAUGCCGGAGGGCGAGGACGGUGUGUGCGUGGCCGAGGUGGUGGUCCCACUGGGCUGGUGGCCCCAGCUGCCGGCGCCCACCCAAGAUGGCAGUGGUCAGGCCCCACCCAAGGUGCCGCAGCGCUACGCCCAGGUGUCGUACAGUGUGUUCGAGCCACCGCUGCGGAAUCCCGAGCAAUGUGAGCCCAAGGUGCAGAUCCAACCGCUGACCACGUUCGCCCAGGUGCCACUGCUGGCCGCCAGGACACCCUAUCGCAUGCUGCGCGCCGACGAUGCCGUGACCUUCCUGCUGCCGCAGCAUCCCCUCUAUCCGCUGUCCCGCCUCCAUGUCCCGGUCUUCCUGCAUCAGUAUCCCGACCAGCGGGUGGCCGCCUUCACGGUGCGAGCCCGCGUCAAGGCGGGCCUGCGGAUACUGGGCGCCACCGCCUCCACCGACCAGUGGAGCGUCUCGGUGGAGAAGGAGAACCCCAAGCACACCACCGCCCGCGUGACUGCGUUCCGCAAGGAGGCGGAAUCCAGUAGCCUGGAGAGCACCGGCGGCAACUUCACCAGCGAGGUCUUCGAGGUCUUCUCCUGGCUGCUCGAGGUGGCCGAGGACACCAACGACAUUGUGGACGGCGGCAAGAUCGUGUGGUCCGUGACCCAUGUGUAUGACACGCCCAAGGACAAGGACUCCGGCGAGCUGGUGAUACCCGAUGACAACAAGAAGCGGCUGAUCGCCAAGCUGGAGAUCAACAAGGAUGACAUCCAGGCGGUGCUGCCGAUGGCCAAGAUCUGGGAGGUGAUGAACACGGCGGUGCUGACGGGGCGACAGGUGGCCCAGGCCAUGAAGGUGUUCAUCGUGUCGCAGGCGGGCAAGGUGGCCGAUGUGACGCUCCAGAGCUCCUGCCAUGCCGAGGAUGAGAGUGUGAUCAAGGUUUCCUCCUCCUGCAGCUCCGUUUAUGUGGAUGGUUCCGAGCAGCGCGGCUCCUCCAACGCCUCCGUUAUCGUCAAGUAUGGCACCUAUGUGGGCGUGGCCAAGUUCAUCGUCUGGAUGCCGGAGUUCCCGCUGGAGGUCUACAUAUCCGAUUUCCGUCUCUCCCAGAUCAAGGGAUGGAAAGUAACCGAUGACAAUCACUAUCUACACAACAAGCAAUCGCGACGAAGGAAGAAGAGGUCCUACGUUUGGGGCCAGCAUGGAACCAACUACUAUAAUAAUCUGGGAGCAGACAAGACGAUUUGUCGAGCUCGCUAUCAGCAAAGUCCCGUGGAGGUGUACGCCAAAUUCCUGGCAGUGGAUCAGAACUCUGGACGCACCAGCUACUUUAUCUCAAGGCGAACAGGCCUGAGGGUGACGGAUCUGGUGCAGCCACUGCUCCGAGUGGCCGAUCCCAAGAUUGCCUCGCUCAAGGGUCGCAUCCUGCAGGGCAAGUCGAUGGGUCGCACGGAUGUGCAGGUUUUGUCACCCAUCACGGGUCGCGUUAUCGGCACCAAGGAAAUCCGCGUGGGCAGCGACAAGGUCAACCUCUCCAAGCUCAUCGUGCGCGUCAUUUCGGGGCUGCAGCUCACCAUCAGUCCGGACAACACCAUUGAGAACGGCUACCUGGCGGAGACCUCCGUCACCCACAAACUGACCGCCCAAUAUCAGGAGGGACUGCUCGACAUCGAUCUCGAGUUCUCCGAUGGCUCCAAGACUCCGUUGCGUGACAUUGCCGUGGAGGACUACUUCCUGCUGGUGGAGAGUCUGGACACCGAGGUGGUGGCCUUUGCACCCAUGCUGGCCUCCCACCAUCCGCGCGUCAUUGCCGUGGGCGAGGGCAAUGGCAACCUGCUGCGCGUGACCCUUCUGCUGUCCGAGGAGUGUCGCCAGAGACGCGGCACCUUGAGCAGCACCAAGCAGAACAAAUCGAAUGCAGCGCCGCUGGCCAGUGCGCUGGCCUCCAUCGAGGUGGACUUCAACAAUGUGGAUAUCGUGAGCAAGCAGGAGGCGAUCCAGAACGAUGGCACUGUGGGCAGGGAAAGGAAGAACUACAGGCAGACGGGCGAUCUGGCUGACAUAAUAGUGGGCAUUCCGCUGCGCGACUCCAGUCAGCUAUAUGAACCCACUGUUCAGGCGCGUCAGCAUCGUGGCAGCAUCCAGGCAGUCCACAAGGGUCAUCAUGGCAAGGGCCUUGCCGGCACUGGCAACAUGUCCUCCAUGGAACUGGGCAUGUACGUCCUGCUCACGGCCUUCUGCUUUGCCAUCAUUGUGUUUGUCAUCUCCUGCGUGGUGUACGCCUCCAAGUUCCGGCCAGCGAUGAUCGAAUCCGGCUUGGAUCCGCUGUCGGCGGGCAAGGGCAACGGUUCGGGAGGAUCGGGUGGCUUCCGGGAUGUGCGGCUGAAGGAGUCGACCACCAAUGCCCACGAUUGGGUCUGGCUGGGACGCUCCACCAUCGAUCGCCAGUCCAUUGUGGCCGAGACCAAUACGCAUUUGAACCCACGCGAUUCUCGCAUGCGCAUCACCAGCAAUCCCAUUGUGAACUACGACAAUGGACGACGAGUGAGCUCCUUUGACCAGCAGCCCAAGCUGCAGACGCACAUUGUGCCGGCCUCCAAUCUGAACAAGCAGCACGCCGACCACUAUCUGGCCAACGAACGCAAGGAUAAUGCCUUGGACUACAAGCCGCCAGUGCCGCCGCACAGAAAUGUGGGUGCUCGGGCCUGCCUGCCGGUUCAGCCUCUACCCAGUUCAGGAUCCGUAAAGGAUGCGCCCAACAAGCGUCACAGCCAGCUGUACAAACGUGAGCAUUUGCAGGGCAGCGACAACAAUGCCAACCAACAGCCGCCGGCACAGCAGUUGAAUCAGCAGCAGCAGCAACAACAGCAGCAGCAGCAGCCGCCACCAGAACGUCCGCAUCCGCUGGCCCAUGCACAUGCCCAUCCACACCAGCAUCAACAUCAACAUCAGCAUCAGCGCAGCCACAGCCACAGUCACAAUUUCAGCCAGGAGCCACUCAUUAAGGCGGCGCACAAUAAGAUCAAACAGCAGCAGCAGCAGCAGCAGCACGAGGAGCUGCACAACGCUGAGAAGCUGGUGGAGUACACGAAUCCGCACCAGAAGAACGCCUUUCAGUUCGAUUCGCUGACACCAAAGAGAGUUACCAAAGCAGCAGCAGCCGCAUCCUCGCCGGCAACGCCGUCCACAGCAGCAGUCGUCGUCCAGGGCAAAGCUAAGGAAAACCACAGCAUGGCCAGCAGCACUGGGGAUGCGGCCAACUCGAAUGGAACGGACGAGAUCAUGCGGCUGCCAUCCAGCGCCGUCAGCCAGGAGCCCACCACGAAGUCGUCGCGUGUCAAGCGCGCCACCGUGGUGGGCAAUCCCAUGUUCUCGGCCACCGUGGAUGAGUCCGUCGCCCCCGGCGAGCGUCUUGGACUGGACGAUCUCGACAUGGACUACGAGCAGAUCAUGCACUACUUUGACAACCUAAAGGAGUCAAAUGCCUGAGUACAGGAGAUCAUUGCUAAAAUUCGCGAGAUAUUGUCCACGUUCCAUCACCGAUAUCAGACGGUUGCCACGCCCCUGACCUCGCCCACUCGCAAGCAGAUGCAGCUGCUCGACGAGCUGGUCGCCGGAGUGACAACGGCCACGGGAAUCACGGCACUCAAACCAACACCACUGGCCCUGGCCGAUGAAGAUGCUAAGGAUGAGGAUGAGGAUAAGAACGUGGACGUGGAUGAGGAUGAGGAUGAGGAAGCUGCCGAAGCAUUCGAUGCCUACGAUGGAGCGUUGGACAUCGAGAGCAGGCAGUUCUAGACCGUCAACCUGGCACAGAUCUAAACGCAAUUCUAGCAAUAACCCCCAGUACUCUAUGCAAAAAGAAAAAGAAAGAUGAACACCUUUAGGCCGCUGCUCCACCCACUCCAAAAAACCAAUCCUUGCUGAGAUCAAGGAAUCGGAUAUCCGGCAUGUUGUAGGCAAGGAAAGGGAUACAAGUCGAAGGAGAAACAUAUUUAUUGCUAGGCUAAGUUCAUAUUAAUGCAUACACCUAUAGGCAUAUGUAAUCGUGGAGAUAAUCCAAAAGUAUCUCGAGGAGCGCGUGCCUGACACAAUCGGAAUCGACGGGCAACCAUAUAUAGUAUACAACUAUCUAUAUCUCUGUAACUGUAACUGUAACUGUAACGGUAUCUGUAUCUGUAUCAGUAUCUGCAUAAGUACUAUGGUGUUAGUUAAGGAUCAGCCAUCUAAAGCAUAGCUUAGUCCAUAUACAUUUUUUUCCAUUCUCUUCGCUUCACACACACAUAAACACACACACACACGCAUGUCCCAUCCGUCUGAUUCGAUGCUUCGAUACUUAUCUAUAUAUUCAAACGAUCUCGGCCCGAUCUUGCAUAUCCUAUAUCUUCUCUCUGUUGUAUCUGUGUGACUGACUGUCUGUCUUUUGUGUGUGUGUGUGUGAGUGCGAUAGAGUGUACGUGAAUGUGAGGGAGAUAGCGACAGAGAGAAAUAGAGAAAAAAAAAGAGGAGAGUUUCCAAAAUGUGCCGGGCACCGCUCCCAAAAGUCGCUAGAAAUAAAAAACUGAAUAAUAUAUAUACAUGCCAUAUACAAAUAUAUAUAAAUAUAUAUAUAUAUAUUUAUGAUUAUAUAGCGCGCUCUUAAAUUUAAAGAAAAUCGAAAAGAUAAUCCAAAAUGCUACAUUAUCUAACGGAAAACCGGUAACUUGAACAGAAUACGUCGCUUUAUAAGUUGGUAAUUGAAGCCUAAUACCUAAAAUAAUACCAAUCAUAAAUCUAAACUAGAAAAGAAGAGAUAAGAAACGAAACGAAACGAAACAAAAAGAAACACACAAAAACACAACACAAAUAAUAUAUAGACGCUUAUGAGCUUUAUUUGAUCGAUUGCAUUGAAAUGGAAGCUAAAAGCAGAACAAAACCCCAAAAAAACGUAUCGAACCGAACCGAAUCACAAAAUAGUAAAGGGGGAAAAUGUGUAACCAAAUAUUAUAUGAUAUUACCGAGCGAUCCAAGCUUUAUAUAACAAAUUUACCAUAUUUAUAGCAUAUGUGCGUAUUUAUUAUCAUUAUUAUUAUUACGAUUACGAUUACGAUUAUUAUUAUCUUGUCUUAUGAUUAUUAUCAUUAUUGUAUUUAUUACCAACAAGGAAAGGAACAAGUGCAAAAUUACUUCAAAUUCAAAAGCCAUACUUUGAAUAGCGAAAUUAGACACACACAGACCAACACUGUAUAACACGCAAGAAUAAAUCAAAUGCCGCCAGGAUACAGGAUACGCCAAGUCCUUCCCCGCCUAAAAUGGCCAAUAUACCCGUAUCUAUAUAGAGAUAUACUACGAUAUAUAUUCAUUUGUAUAUAUAUAUCCAUUCACUUGCGCGCUCUCUUUCUAAGCCGAUCAACACGUAUCUAUGUAUCUGCAUCUGUAUCUGCAUGUAACUGCAUCUGUUCGUUUUCCUUAUCGAUAUACGGUACGAUAUAUAUGAAUAUAUAUAUAUAUAUAUAUAUAAAUAUAUAUCAUAGCACCCAAACGCUACUUCAUUCCAUUAGCAAAUCAUACUUGUAGCCACUAAUCGCGUAUUUUGUCUUCUUUCGUUCUUGUGUAAGUCUGUUUACUUUCGUUUGUAAGAUCUGUAACCACAUCCAUAUCUACGCAUAAGUGUCACAUCCGAUUAGUUUAUAUUUUAGAGGCCAUCUAAGUAUUAUGUUCGUUUCUCACAUUGUUUCAUAAUCAUAUGUUGUAAAUUGUUCCGUCCAAAAAAAGAAAUGAAAAACAAAAACAAAAGCAAAAGCAAAAAACAAAGCUGAAUGAAACGAUAAACAAAAGCAAAGCAAAGCAAAGAAAACAAAGCAAACAAAUGUAAAACGAAAUUAAGCAAUCUAUAACUGAUGAUUUUUUUUUUGUAAAGCUGAAAGAAACGCACGAAAAAGCAUUGUUUGUAAACUAAAUUUGUAGUCCUUGAAAAAAAAUGAAGACUUUUGAACAUUUAUUGCACUGUAUACUGUACAUAACGUGUUGAGAGUGCAGUGCGUUUCGCAGCUAUAAGGCAUCGAAAAGUCUCCGCAAUAUGAUACAAUUUUGUCUAAUAUCAAAAGCUUAACUAAAUUCCGAAAUAUCAAAAGAUUUUGCCUAAGAACUAUAGUUAUAGAUAAUGAAUGACUGGCCUUUUAGCUCGCAAACGCACUGUACAUAUUAUAUUGAACUUAAACUUGAGUUGCUCGCUAUCGAUCUAAGGACUGCAAAAUUACACGCAUACACAAAGAAGAACACAUCACAAUCCUAACUGAUUUCGACCUGUAAUAUCAUUAGCAUCUAUAGCAUAGAACUAGAUUCAAUUGUUUGCCCCGCCUGGCUUUCUUUGUGCCCCCCCCUUAUAUUAUACUAUUAUAUAACAUAUCCCCGAUCCUAGUCCGCACAACACAAUAUAUACACACACACACACACUCUCAGUCGAACUGCACUGCCAUUGGUGAAAGUGAAAGUGAAAGUGAGAUUUAGGCCUAUUGAAGCUUCCAGCAUUUACCAGUGCCAUAUGUAUAACUUUAUAAAACUUUACCCACGCGCCCCAAAAGUACGGUGAUCAAUCGAAUCCAGCGAUUGAUUUCGGCUAGCAUCGAGCUUAGCACAAGCUUCCUUCCGAGCCUGCUUGUUAGACAGACAGUGAAAGAGUAAACGAGUAAAAGAGUAAAAGAGUAAUACCAACAGCCUCCCUCCAUUAUAAACUUAGUCUUAGCUGAUCUACAACUCAAAAUAUGGAGUGCCGGAGAACGUAGCAAAAUUUCGAUGGCGUAAGGCAAAAAAAAAAAAUAAAAGAACACAAUUUUAAACCUAGACAAAUGCUUGGCUUCAAUUCGCGGAUCGGUUUAAUCCUUCUUGUAUGUGUUUGACGAUUCCAAUGCAAAGACUUUUAUAUACCUUUUUUAACUUAAUAUAUACAAAAUCAUAUAUAUAUUAUUGUUUAGCAUGUUUCGACCGUAAUUUUAGUCGAAAUUUAGAUGUUCUCUAGUCAGUUCAAAGCGUUUUUUUUGGCGUUUUGUCACCCUCACCAUACAAACACACACACACACAAACAUACACACCCUCACACUCAUAGUUUUAUAUAGUCAAGGCAAGCUUUUACCGCCCCCUGCCACGCCCCCAGCGCCCCCUUAAACCUAAGCUGUAUGUAAUAUGUAUGUAAUAUCGAACCACAACACAACAACAACAGCAACAAAAUGAAAAACAAGAAAAAAAAUUGCACUUAAAAUAUGAAAAAUGAUUAAAAAUGUAACGAGAAACUUCUGAUUUUUUUGUCUGUCGAACCCAUUGAUUGAAACUUGAAAAAUCAUCGAUUUAUAUAGUUAAUAAAUAAUACUACCUAAUAUCGUGGCAAGAAAAAAGGCGCCGGCUAAGUGUAAUGCAAACAAAAAUUAUACAUAUUUAAUAUUAUCGAAAAAUUAUACAAAAGCAAAAAAGAAAAAUGAAAAUCACAAAAGUUGUUUAUGCUGCUUUUUGCAAAAAUGGAAAUAAAAAUAAUAAAAAAACAAAGAAAACCGAAAACUAGGCUAUACUUAAAUAUACAUGCAAAUUAAAUACGUAUAUGUUUAAAUUGAAUAUAUAUGAGUGUGUACGCUUGGCACAAAAAGUAAACCAAAACCAUAAACAACCCAAAAAAAAAAAACACAAAAACAACAAAACUAAUUACGCUAAGGAGCUAAAAUUACGUGAAAUUGGAAAAGUACUAUAUGAACAUAAUGUUUUGCCAUGUAAGUUCUAUGAAUGUCCCACCUGCCUGAUGUCCCCGCUUCGAGAUAAUGCCUAGAUGCCCCGCCCCCCGCCCCUACAAAAAACGCCCGCUAAUUUGCACCAACCCCCCCAAAAAGCAAAAAAAUACUUCAAGCGAUAUAUAUAUAGUAAUUAUAUAUAUCGAUCGAUCCGCCGCAUAAUUGUUAACAUUUGUAUCGGUUAUUAAACGUAGUUGUUGUGUAUGUAUGUAUGUAAGUAUGUAAAUGUGUGCUUACCCCCCAGAAGAUAACGAUUAACGGUAAAGAUAAUGACGUCGGAGCAGAUAAUACUCAAUUUUCUUGUUGUUAUUGGCAGCGCAUGUCUUUUAAGAGCUAGUGAUAUAUGAUUUAUCCCCCCUUCCUCAAAAAAAACAUGUUUUUUUUUUAAGCAAGCAAAACACACACACACACACACACUCAGAGUGAUCUCCACAAAAUGCUUAUAUUACUAUAUAGUAUAAUACACAACCAUAUAUAAACAGCGUAUAAAGAUUAUAAAACAAAAAAAUAUAUUAUAUAUAUAUAUAUAAAUCAAAUCAUACCAAUUGUAUAACACUUUCGAGCAAUGGAAUCCAAUCCCCUUUCAUCAUAUAGAAAAAAAAAGAUCUAAGAGAAGUACUAUACACUUUUGCUUGCACCUCAGUUCCAUCAAUCAGUUAAAGCUGAUCCUUCCGAUCGUUAGGACCUUAUAUAUCCUUGUUUCCCAUCCAACCCAGAGCAACCAAAACGAGAAGAAACGAAACGAAUCGCGAAACGAAAUGAAAUGAAUUGAAUUGAAAUUUAAUGUUGCCAUGUAAAACACUUUAGUAGUUUAUUAUUAUUAUUAUUAUUACUAUGAUUAUUACAAUAUUAUUAAGCGAAGAACACAUUUUGUUUAAGCGAAAGAAGGCAAACAAAGAAGCAAACAAAAAUAUUAUAAAUAUUCAAAAAUGAAAACUGACAAAAUUAAUUUAAAUAAAAUAAUUUAUUAAUAAACCACAUAUUAUGAAAUGAAA
Messenger RNA from Drosophila gunungcola (fruit fly), 9821 nucleotides. RefSeq names its product transmembrane protein 132E (gene dtn). The transcript is spliced from 13 exons. The coding region runs from base 551 to 4561 and encodes 1336 amino acids. The record is from RefSeq and is a predicted model, not a curated record. NCBI's taxonomy places the organism in Eukaryota, Metazoa, Arthropoda, Insecta, Diptera, Drosophilidae.